This is a messenger RNA of Pelobates cultripes (western spadefoot toad), 32144 nucleotides long. Lineage: Eukaryota; Metazoa; Chordata; Amphibia; Anura; Pelobatidae. The record is from the annotation of a GenBank genome assembly.
UUAAACUCGUUGUGCAAGUUUCACCGCUUCCCAAACUGGGCACAGUGAUCAAGGCUAGUAGUUAGCAAACAGCAAUCCGUGACACUAGGAGCUGAGGAACGUACAUCCUGAGACGACUGGGUGGGCAACUAUGGUGGGCCAGUACUGGAUUCCCUCGCUGAUUGUGCUGUGUUUGUUGCCAGGUAACAGACUUCUUAUCAUUCUAAGUGUUAUCAUCGCUGCUUUUUAAUCACAUGUCCCACACCACCGGGAAUUGCCGGAAAUAACAAAUAAGCAGAAUAGGCAGACAUUUUUAAAGCCCUGUAAUUAAAAGCCAAGUAUGAAAAAAACGAAGUGAAGCAAAGGUGAAUUAUAAGUUUAAUUCUAAAGAUAAUGGAUCAUUUAAAGCAGAAUGUAUUGCAAAUUGGUUGUUUGUUGCAAAUGUGAUUAUUACUAAUUAAAGUGCAUCAGCCAUGAAAGCAAACCUUAAAUGCCUUCUCUAGAGAUUUGACUAGAAGAUAAUUUAGAUUACAUUAUGAGCUACAGAAAUAUGUUCUUGCGAUCUUUACUUUUCAAAACUAGGGAUAUAUAAAAUGUGAAAAACCAAUAUAUAUAUAUAUAUUGCUUCCUAAGCAUUGUGGGAAAUGUAGUGCAGAAACUUUGGGGCCACAAAGCUAACCAAGCACACAUGGAACAGAGCCCCUCACUUCUGCUUUAUACAAAAGAGUACAAAUUAAAAACAGCAUUACGUCUCAUAGAACGUUCGGCAUAUAAUCUCUUCCUCGCUUCCUUGGAAAAUACCUCAAUUUAUUCCUGAAAGAGAUUCUUUAUCUAUAACACGCGCUAUAAAUAUACAAUUUAUAAAUAAAUAAAUAAAUAAAUAAACAUGUGUAUAUGCGUAUAAUAUAUAACAGACAAGCAUAUAAAUAUAUAUAAUUAUUGUACUAUUUUAUUUCUUUAAAUUUCAAAUGAACAGACCCAAACAAUAUUAAGAAUAUAAACCCUUUAAUGGUCCAAACAUUAAAAUGUGUUUGUAAUACUGGCCUUUAUAUAAUGGUUUUAUGUUUUAAUCACUAGGAAUACAGUGAGGACUGUACCUCCCCCCCAAUAAUCAAUAACUGUAUAAUUAUCAAAAUGAUCUUGGAUAAAAUCUUCCCCUGAUUUAAUGACAGUGUGACCAUAUAGAGGUGUAAAUGAUAAAGCAGCAAGUCAUUCCACACUGGCACUCGGUAUGUAAAUGGAUACAGUUGUUAUGGUGCAAGGAGAUCCUAGGCGUAGCUUUAUCACUAUCUUUCUCAAUGGGGGAACUCCCGAUGGGCUGACGCUCUCAGUGACACCUCUUCCUGAUUGAAGCUUUGGCCAUAAAGCACAUGCUAAGGGCCCUCUACCUGUUGUAUCGGUCUGUUCUUAUUGUAUUGACAUUUUCCCAGUUGUACAGCGCUGUGGAAUAUGUUUGGCACUUUAUAGUAAUAAAUAAAUAAAUAAAGCGGAACUUGCUGUGCAGAGCAGUGUGGCACUCGGCUGAAGACUUUAACGUUAAACCAUUUGCUAAUGGCUUUCCCCUUUCAGGCAAGCCAGAGUUUGGGACCUCCUCGCACUAUAACAACUCCAUUCUGAUGAAGUUGUUAUGGUGCCUAGAAUGGUCUUUUAAGAAUACACCUCAAUGUUCACCUGAGGAAGACCCCUUAGUGGUUUGAAAAGCGUUGUGAACUAUUUUUUUGCUUUCUAUAUUAUGUUAAUAAAACCAUUUUAAUCUAUAAUGAUUCCUGAGAGGAUCAUUACCAUUUCUGGAGGACCUGAUAUUUAAAACUACUGCACCCUGUCUACAUCUGGGAGUGCUGAGCCCACUCAUAAUUGGCCUUCACACUUGUGAGUGUUCCAAGUUACUCUUCUAUAAUACAUAGUGUUACACAUUGUUUUUUAUGUUUGUUUUUAUAUUAGGUUCUAUUUACCAUCAUUUAUUGUGAUGUAUUUCGGACCAAUGUGUGAGAAUCUGGCCUUUCCACCAGAGAUUCCAAAACAAAACAAGAUAAAUUGGGUAUCUACCUGUUCAUUCUAAAACAUUGAGAAUCUUCUGAUCACUCAUCCAACAAAUCUGCCCUUUGACCGUGAUAAUCUACUCAUUCUCAUUGCGAAUCUGCCUAUUCACUUUGAGAGCCAGAGAAUCUGCCAAUUUAUCCUGCAAAUCAGCUAAUUCACCUUGAGAAUCUGUCUAUUCACUGCGAGAAUCUACAAUUCUGCCCCAUUCACCUGAUAAUCUUCCCAUUUACCUCAAGGUUCUAUUAACAGCCCGGAGACCCUGGUCUAUGAGUGAUAUCACCCAGCAAAGCCCUAGUGGUUUCCAUAUAUUCUGAAUUUCAUCACGAUCAUUCACUUUCCAUUAAAAUUCUAAUUAAUGUAACAUAUUUAAACCAUAUGUCAAAUGGGCCAGCUCCAUUAAAUCUGUCUGCAUGUUUAAAACCAUUCAGCAGAUCUUAAGAUAUUUUAAAGCAUUACAUUUUGCCUGACCGCUCUGAACCAGUCGUGCUUGGGGCAUUUAAAGAACACGUGUAACUGGAUAUCUCUCCCUUGCACCCUUUACUUCUUUUACAAGAUACAAACAUUUAAAUAAAAACAUGUAAGAUGACUAGCCAAUUAGGGAAGGGGACAGAUACAUGCUGGGAACAUUUUAGGUUUGAUACUGGUGCAGUCUCCGUAGAAACUAACAGAAUCUCCCUGUUGAUUCCACUGGUUUCCAUAACAACUGCUCACUAUUACAACUUUGUAUCAGUGUUCUGAUUAGUAACUACUCUAUUCUAAUUCUCCCCAAUAAUCACAAAACGCUAUUGGCUUUAUUAAAAAAUGUGAUCAUUUAUAUUAUUAAUUUCUUAGAAUUUUUGUUGUGUUUGAAUUGGACAUAUCAGGCCCAAUUUAUUAUUUUUACAUAUGCAUUUACAAUUUACUUAAUAUUUUGACAAGUAUUUUUAUAUUGUAAUAUUUUUCAUAUUUUUCUUUAUAUAUAUAUAUAUAUACACACACUUUAUAUUUAAAUUAAAAAAAAUAAUAAUUAUUAAAUAAUUUGUAAAGCUUGUCCAAAAAUAUUAAAUCAAGACCAUCAUUGUACAAUGCCGUGGAAUUUUUUCGUGCUUUAUAAAUAAUAAUAAUAAUAAUAAUAAUUAUCAACUGAACAUCGGUGAAGGUGGGCUUCACAGUCGGUCUAAUAGUAGGUGAAUAAUAUUUUUUUAUUGUCUAAUCUAUUCGUCAUAUACUUAUGCUGAUUUAGGUAUGGAAAAUUGGGAGGGGGAGAUGAUAAAUAAGCCAUUUCUGAUAAUUUCCAACUGGUUUUCUCAAACAAUAGUGUGACUGAGUCCAGGCAUAUUAGCUGAGCUUCCCCGUUCCCAAAUUUUGUAAAGACAUGUAGACACCACCCUGCUCAACCUGAACUGUCACUUGACACUGAAAUUAUCUUAAAACUGUCAGAAUGAUUAAAUAUUUCAGUACUGCUUUCCCAUCAGAAAACAUCUGAUAUAGAGAAAAUAGCUGGCCCAGAUCUUGAGACGCCACUGUUUGAGCCCAUCCGAAUAAUACCUUGGAGUUUAGUUCAUUCAGAGGAAAUCAAAAUAUACUGAGACAUUUGUUAUCAGCAAUCAAUCAGCGUUUAACUUCUGUAAAUUUACUGAAACUUAUGAAUGACUUGCAAUGGCUAUCUAACGUUCCUCUAGGACUAACUCAUAAAUUUCAGUACUUACCAAAUAAAAAAUUAUUUUAUUUACAAUAUAAGUAUCACAGUUUGAGUUUAACCUGCCAGGCAUUGUAGCUGCUGUCUUAAAGAGAGAACAGCUUCUAUUGUUGAUAUGUUCAACCUGAGCUAUCUCACUAGCCUCAUUGGUUGUUGAAUGGUUACAAUAAUGGAAGGCUUCAAGCAUCAUAGCCACUUCAACCUGCUGUAGUGGUUAUGAUGUCAGGAUUGCCAGGCGCUGUCCCAGUGUGUCUUGUUAAACUGUUUUAGAAUAGUUGGAUAAUGUACCUGGGUCUUGUCUGGCGCCUGAGGCCAUAUACCCAAUAGUAACUGAACAGACCCACCAGCUUCUUCUACAGGAGAAGACAGGACGUGGUGUAGAUGCCCAUGGGGACCAAUGUAAGUUUUUGAGAAAAUAGACUGGGACGGUGCCGUGGCUUUCCUGGUACUAUAAGAGAGGGUAUUGCUUUCAACAAAAUGGACCAGAGACAAGUCUAAAUAUUCCAGAUACCAUGCUGAUUUAUAGCUUGUGAUUAUUUGGGGGAACAUUCAGGUUUCCUAGCUUGUUAGCUAGAGGAAGCUAUGGCUGGACCCUCCAAACUUAUGGCAGACAAGUUAUAGAUCUUGAUUGACUCUUGUGGAUCUUGAGGAUCUGUGCAGGUCACAUCACCAUUAACAAAGAGUACCUAUACAAUUGGUUUAAAUGCCUGGUAGUGUGGGACAAGUACAUCUACAACACCGAGAUGGUAAACGACUUGUGACAUUUCGAAAGGGAAGGUUAAAGAGCUUUGUGAUUCUCUCUGCUCUAGAAUAUUUUUUUCCACCUAAAAACUCUGAUGGACCUUCUUGAAAAGUCCAUGAGGACAAGACAUCUAUUUUCUUCUUAUUUUGUUGUGACCUCUAUUUUCUGAGAAAUUAUUAACAUGCUCAUGUUUAAGUGCAACAUUUUGUGCAUCUUGGAUUUUUUUGUUUGUUUCUCCAGCAAAUUGCUGUGAUGAUAUAUUUAAAAAAAAAGUUAUGCACUGUAUUUUAGACCAUGGUACAGGCUCCCACUUGUGUCUGUGAUUUCUGAUCUAUACAUGCUGCAGUGUGUACAUCGCUUAUUCUGCAAUUUCCUAACUGGAAGACACACUAGGCUUGCUGAGUCAACAAGCAACAUAUUAAUUCAUUAAAAACACAUGAAGCAUAAACAGAUGGCCAAAAGCAGUCUCACUAAUCUCACCCCUUAUAGGUUAAUCAUUAACAAAUGACAUACAAAACGUGUGUAUUAUAAAAAGUACAAGAAAGGUAUAAUUUAAUAAGUUUAUAGCUUUUUUAUCUGUCAUGUGAAGUAUGGAUUGAUUAUUCUUUAAAAAUAGUUUAUAUCGUGUAGGAUUAUAUGAAUAAUUAAGACUACAAUAUAAACUUGCACUGAUACAUAAACAAUGAAUUUUUGAGAUAAAAAAAAAAGAGAAAAAUACAAACAUGCAUUUUUCGGGGAGAACUUGAUGACUCAGCUCUUUCUGGAGUAAUCCUUUGCAGGGUUAGGGUUAAUUGUUUUGAUGGAGUGUUCAAACUAGCGGCCUGAGCCCUCUGACGAGGGACUGUAGGAAGUGCCGGCCACAAAACACCCAAACAUGGAAAGACUGCUGACACUGCAUACCAGACAAAUUACACAGUGGUGGCUUAUGACAUAUGGUUUGCUAUCAGUACUUCUGAUCACCAGAGAGACUGGCUCUCUCACCCCGUAUUAGGUGAACGGUUAGUAAGUGCACAGUAAGUGCUCGAUUAGCCAUGCUCGUAGUGCUCUUAUAGUGAAGUUCAGGAUAUUUAAGCCCAUACACAAGCACUACAGCAGCCAUUGGUGCAGAGAUGUUGGGGCUUUUGUGGGCUGGUACCUUGGGAGUGGGCUUUUUAGCCUUGGAUCUCUGAUCUCUCUGCUGGAAUGGGCAGGAGCCUAUUAGUGAUUUUUUAUUUUACAUCAGGAAGGUACUUAUUAUAAAACAUAUUACAAGGUUCCACUAGGCUGCUUAGGAUGAAGGGGUGGUGCCCCCAGGUGAAUGUCAGCAUAAGGUUUUGGGAGUACAAUGCGUUCAAGCACACACGUCUAUCCGGCUGUGCUUUUAUUGAGACAAUCGUCAUCGGCGCGCUGUUGGUGGGUAGAUCAGUACAUUAAAAGACAGAGAGGGGUAGGUAUGUCUUGACAUUUCCCUGUUACUCUAGGGGUCAUUGAGCUUUCCUUUGGGAUGAAGCCCCCAAUGGUUCUGGAACUAUCAACACCCCUGGCUUGUUGUAUGGACAGCCUUGACUGGCUGGCAUGUGUGCCCACAUUACAUGCCACUCUCAGUAACACAGUUAGCAUCACAGACAAGCCUGUAUCACUGCCCUGUCUCUCCACGAGUUCAGAAUCUGGAUCCAUUCUGGCCUGUGUGGCAGGAAUAGGAUGAGAGAAACCAGCAUGGCAGCACAUACCGGAUCAACAACUGAAUAUAAACCAGUAGUCCGUUUGAUAGAGGGCAAAGAAAUGGGUUGAGUAACUCAGGAAACAGAUUUGUUGCAUAGCCAGGAACAAGGGACAGCAGCAAGGGUCAGGGAAUAGGUCACACAGGGCCAGGACACAAACAGAAACAGGUCACACAGGAGUCAGUGUACCACAGACAAACAGAAUGCCUUGGAACCCAUAGGGAUGGGUGAUGUCCUAUGUUUAUAUUCUCCAGUGAGGCAGUAAGCAAACACUGGAGCUGAGAUAUUCUUCAGUACAGAAGGAGGACUCUUGAGCAAAGAAAUAUUUUCCAUUCUGGCACAGAAUUACAAACUACAUUAAUUUUACUUGAAUGUUUAAAAUCAGCAAAAGGAACCUGGUUGUCUCCAUAACCACUUCAUAAAUUAAGUAGUUGUUGUGUCUGCAGCCCAUAGGUGCUGUACCCCACAUCACUGCUAGAUGGUUUACUCACUGUUUAGCAGAGAUGCUUGGUCUCUGGCAACCUGCAGCCCAAUUACGAUAUGCUUCCGCCAUACCAUUUCCUAGCAGGGAUUGGGGCAGUCAUUGUGUCACGUAUUCAUCCGCACAUAAAAAUGUGGUUAAUGGCAUUUAUUGUCCUGACAGGAAAAGUUGUGCCGAGCAACAUUACCAUCCUGUCAGGAAAAGUUGUGCCAAGCAGCAAUCAUGCACAUGGAAACCUGGUGUAGUGGUACUUACCUUACCCGGGGGCCGGCCGAGGUCCUCUCUUCCCGCCGUCUCGGGCACGCUCUUAAAGGGGCAGUGGGAGGCAAAAAAUACAACGGUCUCCCAUUGGCCCCUGUCAUCCCACAUUCCCCAUACACUCACAUUUUGGGGGCGUGGAUAUGACAGGGGUCAAUCAAAGUAAAGGUUAGGGUAUUUAUACUUACCUCUCCCUUAACUCCCUGCCCUAUCGUGGUUUCUGUUUCAGUUCCCUUUAGCGCUUGUUGUGUUCAGUUGUGAUUUUCGUGCUUGACCUUGGCUUUGUAUCUUAGUCCGUUUAUCUCUCUAUCCCUGUUUUGUCUUGUUUGCCGGCUUACUGACUACUGUGUACCAGACCUUGGCUAGUUUUUGUUCUUGCAGUCUCUUUGUUCCCUUGACCUCUGCUCGUUCUUGACUCUGUCUAUUCUCUGCUAUACGGCGAGUCCGGCCAUUCUAAGGUCCGGUAAGACGUUUCUGCUCUAUCUGUCGAUUGUUGGACUACAUCUUGCGUGUUGGGGUAAACUACCGUGACACCUGGUAACUACUUUUGGGGUCAAAGGCCGGUCAUGGCUAAUCAAAUCCACAGGAGGAUUUGUACUGAGCAGCAAUCAUGCACACCUGGUAAUUGCCUUUGGGGUCAAAGGCCGGUUUCAGCCAAUCGGAUCCACAGGAGGGGUAUUUAAACCCAACUCUCCUCUUGCUCAUUGCCCUAUCGUGGUUUCAUGCCUAUGAUUAUCAGGGAGUGCACUCCUGAUCUUGACUUUCUGGUUUUUGACUUCCCUGAUAACUGGUAUGCCUGAUAUGACUUCCCUGAUAUAAUUGACAUUUGGCUUUCCCUCAUCUUUGUGUGUGAUUCUGUGUCCCUGACCUCGGCAAGUAUUUUGGCUAUUCUUGGAGACGUUAAGUCCGGCCAUUCUAAGGACCGGUUAUAUGUUAUCCUUAGUCCUAGCUGUGACACAGUACUGCAUGCUGGAUCAACUUGUAAUCCUGACACAUUGACUGAGAGCACACAGCUGACACUCUCAGCCAAUCACUGCCCGGAACCCCUGGUAUCGCCUGAAGUGUAGCAUAUUUUGGCCUCCACCAUUUUGUCGAGAAUCUCUGCUAAACUGUUAUUAAACUCACGGACUGCAGGCACCUUAAUCACUUCAAUAGGUUAAAAAUAAUUUCACUGACAAUUUUGAGAGCCAUUUUGGAACAUUGUACGCUAGAGCUUUGUCUCUUGUUGCAUCUUCCUGUACCUGCUCUCAAUGCUUGUAGGUUUUUCUGUAUCUUCUCAAAAGUCUUUGCAUUCCUUUCUGCUGCCAAACUGGUCUCCAGUUUCUGUUUAUCAGACUCCCAAGAUGCAGGUGAAAGUUGCACGAGACUUUGUAAACAUGUGGUUAGAUGCUCUGUCAAUGUACCGUAGCAUCGGUGAAUAAUUUACUACGCGAGACACUCCGCAAUGUGUGUAGUAAACAAUCGGGUACAUUGUGCUGGUAUCAUUUCAUGUUUGUUUUAGUUUGAUUCUGCCAAACCAUUCCUAAAAGAUUGCAAGUGCUUGAGAGCGGAAUUAUAACACAGGGAUUGUCAUUUUCAGAGCUAGCUAUCCCUUCCCUGUACAAAUCAGAUGCCCAUUUUUCCUGACAAGAGUCUAGGUAUAGAGAGUGGAGUAGGAUCCCAGUAAAUAUCAGGGGGAUUGUCAUUCCUUGGAUUCUUGAAGAUGAAGCUUGAGGAGAUGAAGAGAUCCUUCAGGUUACUCUGGUGGUUUAGCAUCAGUCUGUGCUUAUGUCAAGCACAAACCAUUCUCUCAAGCUCGUGUACAUACCUACUUUGGGACCUACAAUAUAGACCUACUAUAUUUAAUAAAACAUAUAUAAAUAUCACUGUUUUGUGUAACAAAACGUUAUAUAGAUUUCAAGGGAAAGUGUUUGGUACCCGAGCUUUGUUAAACACUCUUGAUGUCCCGGGAUGCAAAGUAGGAAGUUGAAAUAUUCCUUUUACAAAGAGUGCAGAUUUCAAGAGACAUUGGUACUUUUAUAAAUUAACCUUGUUACACCCCCUUAGAUUUCAAUCAGACAACCAGUCCUGUUACUUCCUGGUUUGGUUAGUUCAGUGGAGCUAAACACCUGCCUUGUAAAGACUUCUCAUUGAGCUGCAUUGGGAAGUCUGUGAUUGGACAGACACAGAAAGUCUGGGCGGGGUUAGAAGGGGUGGGUUUGUAAAGGCUGCAGACAAGAGAACUGUUUUUGGAUAUAUACCCCAAAUGAAAAAAUGCAUAAUUAAAUGCAUGCACAUUUUCAGUUGAGGCAUAUCUAAUAAAAAGUUCGAGAGAUUUAUAUACACACAAAAAUAUUUUUCAUUUUUUUCAGAUUUGGGCACAGGAGUGCCCCUUUAACUGAAUCAUAGUUUGAAUGAUUUAUGCCAACGAGUUAUACCUAUUUUUAUUAUAGACUCCAAGCAUGACUCAGUUGGUCAAAUUUUUGCCUCAGUGUUAAAAAAUGUACUUUACAUUUAACCCCUUAAGGACCAAACUUCUGGAAUAAAAGGGAAUCAUGACAUGUGUCCUUAAGGGGUUAAACAUACUGCUUCUUGCUUGUUUGGUUUCAUUCACUCGACCCAACAAACAGAUUGCCAAAUACCCAAGUGAUCAUGGUCUACUGAGGUAUUUGAAAAAUAAUAUUUUCUUUGAUGACAGAUCUUUUUUUUAACUCGGUAGACUAUGAGCUCUGAUGUCAAGCCACCUUGGCAAUUAUUUUGAUUUCUAAUUAUAAUUUGUUCGUGCAUGUGUUAUUCCGGUUUCUGCAGAAGCAAUGAAUCAUUCACAAUUUGAUUUCCUCUGGAAAGGCUUUUUAGAAUAUUUAUUCUGAUAAUUGCAGUAGUCGUUGCUAACUACCACCUCUGUUGGCAGGCCAUUCCAUGUGUCUAAUACCUGAUUUUAGAUAAUAAACUUUUUAAAGAUAUAAUUAUGAUCAGUUUCCUGUUCCCCAUGUGAGCAGACACACAAUGUUUUGACAAGUAGUGUUUUGUUUUUAUCUUGCAAUUUAAAAAAAAAGUCCACACCUACGUGAAAUUGGCGUGUCAUGUAAGGUGUUGGUCAUAGUUCAAGAAAAUCAAUCUCCUCCCUUCUGGUAUGUCUGACUGAAACUGUGUUCUGAUGUACUGAGUUUCGUUAGGGAAUGAAGGGUGUGUGUGCGUGAGGUCAGAAAUGGACAUACUGGUUGUGUGAGGCUAAAACGUGAGUGCGUUUACUUAGCAAACAGCACAGAGGUAGAACAUUGUCUAGAUGGGACCAAUAAACAAUAUCAUAUUAUGUCAUAAUUUAUCUUGAAAAAAAAUUAUUAUAGUUAAACACAACCAAUAUUGUAUUCUGUGUUGCAGAAAUAAAGACUUAAAGUUGUGAAUAAAAUAUGAAAGGUUAUUUAGCUUUUAAAUGUCAAACUGAUACUCCAUUUGUAGAGCAAAUAUUUUUUAGUUUGUUUUUUUUUACUUUGUAAUUGAUUCUGGAGCAGGUUUGGGUCAGGCUGCGGGGCAGAUAUUAUUGCAGGAGCAGGAUACAUGGGAGCUUUCACAGCUGGAAUAAAUGCAUGUUAGCUGUUAAAGGAACACUCCAAAUACCUAGAGCACUUAUAUGGCUGAAGUGCUUUAUGUGUGAAGAGUGUGUACUUUCACUACAAAAAAGUGCAGAUUUCAAUAGAAAUUGGCACUUUUAUAAAUUAACUUUGUUACACCCCCCUAGCUGUCAAUCACACAACCUGUCCUGUUACUUCCUGAUUUGGUUAGCUCAGUGGAACUUAACUCAAGAGGCAACAAUUGCACAGAGCACCUGCCUUGCAAAGACUUCUAAUUGAACUGCAUUAGGAAGUCUGUGAUUGGACAGCCUCAGAAAGUCUGGAUGGGGUUUGAAUGUGAGGGCUUGCAAAGGCUGCAGACAAUAGAUCUGCAGCUUUUGUAAACUGAUUUUCUAUAUAACCCCAAAGGAAAAUUUCAUAAUUAAAUUCAUGCAUUUUUUAUUAGACUGUAUCUACAAAUUGCAAUUUUAUUUUAUUAUUUUUGUAUUUAGUCAGUGGUGUCCUUUUAAGGACGGUGCAGGGUGCCAGGUUAAUGGAAAGAAUGUCUCUUGUAUCUUGCUUCUGGGGACAGCAGAGAAUCGUAGGGAGGGUGUGUGUGGCUUUCAGUGAAUGAAUCCUGAAUAAAGGGCUAGUAUCCAAAUUUUGUUUAUUUCAUGCAUUUUUUACAUUUGUUAGUAUGUUCUCAGUGUAAGUUAGCAUAACUUCCUCACUAAAUUCCUUAUAAACAGGGAUCUUGAACCUUACAGAACUUCAGUUUUAUAAUUGAUCUCUCCCUUGACACAUCUGUGCAGCUGUCUAUUAAAGAAAAGAUCGCCAUUGCCAAUCCAUCUAUGCAAUUUCAUUGUUACUGUUAUUUCUUACAAAACUGUACCUUGGAUGACUUGAACAUGACAGCUUGUCAAUGACCCGUGGAUAAUUCAUCAACUGAGCACCUGGGCUUUGGUAGGACACAACUUCUUAAUAAAAGGGAAUCAUGACAGAAUAUUUCCAUCAUGUGUCCUUAAGGGGUUAAAACCCACGAAAUCCACUACUUGGCUGGAUGGAAUCUUCCAAAAAUGAAUGAAUUAAUAAACCUAGAAAUGAGGAAUUAGAUCAUUUACACUGGACAUGUUAUUAAUAAGAACGAUUACAAUAUGAACAUUUUGCGCUAAAAAAAGUGAGCAGAAAUACUCUGGAUAAACAAAUUGGAAUAAAAAUCUCUCAGAAUUCUUGUUCUGACAAGGACAACAUUUUUAUUUAAUGUAAAUUUUGUGGCAAUCUUUAUAAAAAUCCAAAGACAACCACAAAUCUUACCCUGAAGAAAUGUAUAGUUACACAAUUUACACUUAGCUCGGUUGACCCUAACCAAACUUCUUCCCCUUUCCGCACCAAUAUUGGUGGAAAAAUUUAUUUUACCACUUCCAAAUACGGUACUUUUUGGGAAAGCACUAGGGCCAAAUGGAAUUCCCAAGUCACAUUGUAUAGUUUUUUUCUUUAUGGAGCCCAUACUAAAAACAAUCGGUUAAUUAUUCUUAUGGGUACCUGAAGAAGGUCCAUUUCCUACAUUAUGGCAAAUAAUGGCAUUAACUAAGCCGUGCAAAUCUCCUAUACUUUGUAUGAUUUUCAGGUGCUUUUAUCUGUUGAAUGAUGACGCCAAAUGAUAUCCCCACUGCAUCCCCUUUCAAAUUGAUGGUGACCAGGUGGUCUUCAUGAAGGAACAAAAAGGUUACCGAUAACAUUACAAAACUCAUCAGUUUUAUCUACCAACUGCACAUCUCCCAUAAUCCUGGUUUAUUAGUCUCAAGUGAUGCCAGCUGGGCAUUUAACCACCUCAAUUGGAAUAUCUGCAUUUGGUUCUCUUUAGGUUUUCAUUCCACAACAGAUCAUAAAUACAGUUAAAGACAAUUAUAUUUGUCCCACAGACUAAAUCCAUUUUGCAAGGUUUAUGUCAUCAUCCUUCACAAUAAUGAAUGGAAAUAAAUGUUUAUAUAUGGAGACUUUGCUAUUUAAAAUCAGAGAAAACAUGAAUACUCUUAAAACGGUUAGGUACAUUAGGUACACAACCAUUGAUAUCCUGACUGUUGUAACAGAACGUCUUAAUAGACUGUAGCAGAGUCUUGACAAGUGGGGAAACCCAAACCAUUGCUUUAGGUAUGGACAACACAAUAACCAUUCAAUUUUCCAAAUUUUCAUAUGACUGGAGAGCUGACCAGAACAGCUGGGCAUUGAGAUAACCAUAAUACUGGAUGUCUUAUUUUACCACAUUUUGGUUAAACUGUUAAAGCCCUUUGAGGCAUUACAUACACAAGGGUCUAAACUCUACUUUUUAUGAAUGUGAAAGCAUAUGUUAUAAUCUGCAUAAUAAAAAAGUUACAAUAUGAAUAUCAAGGCGGGAGGGCAAGGAGUUUCUGAUGUUCUUAACUAUUAUACAACUUUGAUAUUAGCUCAUAAUACUGCACUUCAUAUAGCUGUACCUCCAUCCACAGUGGAAAUGUACAGAGAGCUCGUUUGUUGCCCCCUAAUAAAACUUUUAUAAUACUCUGGGUUCCACCCAAGAUGUGUCUCCUGUUACCAAACAUUCUCUCUUUAACAUACCUCUAUAUUAGCUAUUGGACACCUACAAACUGAAACUGAACUUUUCCCCAACAUGACAUUUGUUUCUUUCUUGGCCAAUAAUCAACUUGGCAUUUCUAACUUCAACCCCAGGGCAAAGGAUAUGAAGUCUCUGAAAUAUCUCAAGUGCCUUUUCUUAUUUUCAGUAAUAGUACAACCUAUAAACUACUUAACAUACUCGAACAACAAAAAUAAGUUUUUUAACUUUUUUGACAGGGAGCCAAAUGAUGUUACUACGACAGAUUUUACAUCCCAUCUUUAGUUUUAAAAUCAGCUCAUGGCCCAUUCUUAAAUAAAAUCUAAAACAAAAUACGUUCAGCAUAAUACCUUCAUUAGACGAUUCACAAAGGGGGAUCACUUAGAGUGUGGAGAGCUGUGAUGCGACAAUAAUGAAUAAUAUUGGCCACUUACUUGUGGCCCGAUGAAUACGAUCUAUCUGUCCCAAUCAAUGGGAUCCCCUGAAAUACCUUGGGUCACAAUUUUUAGAUCCUGACCCAAGGCAUAAGAACUGAUGGUUCAGUGUAACUGAUGGUAUCAUUAUUUGAACAAACAUGCACUACAUCUCCAACCAAACCUAAUCUGACAUUGCUUUGCUAUGCAUUGCUCUCUCUAACCUCCAGGUAAGUCGUACAUUUGUCAUUGCGUGGGAGUUGGGGAUUCAGGGAUUUAUUUAGAUGCAAUACACUGGUCACUAUCUUUACAAAUCUCUAAGCAAAAUAUAUUUUGCACUUUUUCAGGAUUUUUUUUAUCAGGAUAGUUUGUACGGGUGGUACGUGGCUUCUGCUUGCUCGUCCUGUAACCACCCCUCUUGUUUCCAAUAGUACUUGGGAUACAGUCCCGACAUAGGCACUUAGCUCUGUAUUUGACUGCGUUACCAGAAAUGACACUCCUUUUGGCAAUUAGUAUGUGAUUUAAAUGUCUAAAAAAUGCACAAUUCCCUUUGACCCAGAGCUAUGUGUACUUUUCAUGAUUCCUAGGCAAUAUCUAAAAACACUGAGAUUUUACGUACAGCUCUUCUUUAAGUACAGAUCCUUCUGUACUGCAGCUGUCCAACAUACCGGAACUGGUUACCUUAUAUGACACCAAUGAACGUAUGACAUAAUUAUCAAUUAGAGAUCAUCUCCCUUCCCUUUUCUGUUCGAAUCUUACCCAGUCUCCUUUCCUUCAAAAAAAUCAUUAGGGGGCGGGGCCCGACCGCCAUGCUGACCGGUCGCAGGCUGGAGAGGCUCCUGCAGGAUCUGGCCUAAUUUGGAGGAAAAAUCCAAGCUUAAAGCCUGACUCAGAGUCAAGAGACCACCUCUCAUGUCCGGGUGGUUGCCGGUGCCACUGUGGUCCCCGAGAUCGGGAGUUUUGCAGCCCCAGGGGGAGAUGCAAGACUUCGGGGUCUGCGGCCUAUGUGGGUGGAGAGCGGGGCGGACGGCCGCCGUCCUGCUUUUGAACCUGGCUGCCGCGCAAUAGCCCAGUGAUAUGUAUCACGGGCCCCUGCUUCCCCCCCAUGGACCGGGGGGGAUAUCCCGGUCCUCACUGGAGGGAACCACCGCCUAAGUGACCCACGGAGCACACCUAGCACCCCACAUCCUAUGCCUGGGCGCCAAAAUGGCGGCGACGCGACUGAAGCUGAGAACAGCAUCUGCAUCUACCUAAAAACAGCUUUGCCCGCAGGUCAACAAACAGCAUACAUGGGCCAUGGAGCCCGAACCUGCAGAUAAGCGUCGGACCCUCUAAAAAGCCCCUGCUUACCCACUCACGGAUCAAGCCUGGUUCCACGGCUGGGCGGGGAGUGGGGAGCCCCCAAAGUUGAAACCUCGAGAGCCCGACCAGAAGCAGACACCAAGCGUCAGGGGGAUGGAGGAGCAGACAACCACCAACAAAUGCAGCAGAUCUGCCAAUCAAUACACCCUAGAGGUCCCAGGCCACAAGCAGCAUAUGUAUUUGGUGGAAAAACCCCUUUGUGCCUGAGGAAAGCACCUGAGGCCUACCCUAUCCCUCCUGGAGGACACUACAGUAGCUGCAGCUGCAUCCACGCUUAACCUGUGCGACAACCUUCAGAGCAAGCACACUGCCAGCAUUGGGUAUCGAUUAAACAAACCCACCAGGCUAUAUGCUGGCUCACUGAGCAGACCAACAACGGGUAUCGGAUGAAACCCUGACUACUGGACUCCCACCCAUGCUGGACUGAAACCGGGUAACCAGAAAGGUCACUACUUUGGGACUCCUUAAGCUGCCUAUGAUGACCUGAGAUUUCCUAGAUUGAUUUAUCUUUACCCUAGCUAAGAUACUAUCACUUAAAAGCGUCUAUACAUAUGUCUGUUUUCGCUAUAAUCUUACACAUUUCGCACUCAGCUUAGGACACAAAGUGAAUUCCUAAUAUAAUGCUGCAAAAUGUGCGAUGACCCUACUUAACAUAAGCGACUUGACCCAACGCGAAUAAGUACAUAGGGUUUGGUGUAUGCUGGAGGGUACCGUGACAGAUAUUAAUGUGAUGAAAACUUACAAAAUAAGCAUGACAAAAAUGUGUUCACAAAGCAGAUUAACCGUAAGGGUUAGCCCAAUAUGAUGCUGCUAAUCGCUGCGCCACAUAGGCCUUUCGGUAGCCAGACCUAUCUUUGACAUGGCAAUGUAGGCAUACCUCCUUCACUAGACCAGUCCUUACACCUAACUCGAAGACACACUAGCAAUGUUUAAUUGAAUGCCUUACAUACUCUUUGACCUAAUCCUGUUCACUAAAUUACAAAAACGUGCUGAGUUAACUUACGCCACAAAAAUGUUUUAAUAUGUUAUAUUUGACUGCGUCUGUUACAGCUGUUGUGGCUACACAGACACUGUUGUAAAUUCUUGCACGACAAAAAUAAAGAAUUUAAAAAAAUAAAAAAAAUCAUUAAAAACUCACUUUUUCACAAAAGCGUAUCAAUUAAACUGUUAAUGGCUCCCAAGUGAGUCAAUUCCUGCAACUGUCAUUUAAAAAAACAAAACAAAAAAAAACACACUAAGUCUUCAUUGAAUACUAUUACCAGUAUUACCAAUAUACGUCCCUUACCUUUUGUGUCAUUUUACCCCACUCCCUCUAGCAUGUAAGCUCAUUAAGCAGGGCCCUCAACCCCUCUGUUCCUGUGCGUCCAACUUGUCUGGUUACAAUUACAUGUUUGUUAGUCCACCCAUUGUAAAGCAUUACGGUAUUUGUUGGAGCUAUAUAAAUAUAAUAAUAACCAUCAUCAUCAUCAUCAUCAAUGCAUUAUAAUAUAGCUUCUUUAGGACCCGUCCCAGCCUGAUGAUAGUUUUUAUUGAUACGAAUCCAGACACUCCAAGACCCACUGAUAUUGCAUAGUACUAUUCUUAAUGAUUGCAUAUUCUACUUACAUUGUAAUGGCAUGGACAAACCCUGUGGUCUAACAAAUGAGAACAAUUCGUUUAUUUAAUUGUCUUCAUUUUGUGUGUGCACAUAUUUGGGAAAUAUCACCUAGGUGGUCACACCUUCACUUCUUUGGGUUUUCUUUAAAAAUGAUAACAUUUCAAAUUGCAAAAAUAAUAAAAAAUGUUAGAAUAUAAAUAUAUAUUUGGGCACCCACCCUAGCUACAGACAUAUGCCACUAUUUUUGAUACCAAGAGUGGUGUAAUUUAGCACCAUCUAGUGGACUAACUGUUGCCUACAGUGGAUCUAGAGAUUUGCAAGGUUACUCUGACGACCGGUUAUUCUGUUUUUUCACAGUUCAGUUAAAAUCAGUGACCAUCUCAGAGCCCAGCACACAGACCAUUUACAAGGCAGCUGGUGAGACUGUACAGCUUGGAUGUACCUAUACCCUGGACCCCGCUGAAACUGGGACUCUAGAUAUCGAAUGGACUGUAAUGAACCCAGACAGCACAGCACUGGACAAAAUAGUAAGUAUCUGAGAUGCAUAUUGCUUCUGUAUUUCAAAUGUAAUAAGUAAGGAGUAUUUUUUCCACAGAUGGAUGUACUGACUCUGACCAUGCAAGACUCUAUAGUUGAUAUCUGCAGAGUCCAGUUUAUAGAGACUAUGGAGAGUUGCAGAGUUCAAACUGGACUGCAGAGUUCAAAGUGAAGUGUAUAGAGGACUAAAACAAUCAUUUACAUGAUUCAGUCUGUUGCACAGGGAAGGAGCUAAUAUCUGUUCAACAACAGAAGGACAACACAUGCAUAUUUAAUUUAUGACUGUUCCCAAUAACACUUCUAUACAUUUACAUAUAUCCUAUUUAAAUGGAAUUUCCAGUUUACAAGAAAAAAUACAUUUAAAGCAGGGAAUGGCCUGCAACUUUUGGCCAGGGGUGCAAGUAAAAUGAAUAGUUACAUAGCUGAAAAGAGACUUGCGUCCAUCAAGUUCAGCCUUCCUAACACCUGAGGUUCCUAGUUGGGCUCCCAUACAAGUACUAACCAGGCCCAAGUCUGGAUGGCUUCUGAGAUCUGACGAAAUCAGGCACUUUCAGACUGGUAUGGCCGUAGGCAGUUUAAUUGAAUGGCGGUUUUCUGCACAUAAAAUUCUCAGAUCUCCGUGUGGAUGGUCCUACUCAUUUGACAUCUAUUGUAAAUGUUUGAUUGAUGGGGAUCCUCGAGUAGCGAGGUGUGUAUCCCUGCAGCCUCCAUCAGUAUAUGGUGUACAUAGCAUGAUGGAACAUUCCCAUAGAUCUCUGUAUGCUUAGGAGAGGAAGCCUCUGUUUCUAAUGACUCCAGUGUCACGGAGAACUGUCUAAUCUCAAAAAACACCUCUUAGAACACCACAUAUACGCAUCAUGGACUGGCAGCAUGGUCAGGCUGAGAUAUUACAGUCUCCUGGUAAAUAGGUCAGUUAAUGAAGAACAUAGAGAUUGGCUACAGCUCAUGCAGAAACCCACAGAGCAAUGAGUUAUCAAAGGCUCUAGGCAAUUCCUACCUUUUGCCUAAGUAUUGUGUAAACAGUAAUUCCAACAUCUCUCUCACUGCUUUUCAGCAGGAGAAUGGUGGGAGACUGAAGUCCAGAAAUCUAGCAUGCUACUGGGGGGUAAUAGCCCCCUUGCUAGUUCUACCCUGCUUUAAAUUUUGUUUCCAUUAACCAGUUUUAAACAAUAUUUCCAGCUAAUUAUUAAUAUUUAUCUAUAAUGACCACUUGAAUAUAGGACCGUUUUCUUGGUGGAGCUGUCCAUCUCACAUCACAUUGUUUACAUCCAUAUUGAAAGUUAUUGAUAAAAAUAAAAGUAUGUGAAGAGCAUUUGAUGUCAGCAGCCAAUCAGAAUAUAGAGGACAAAAAGUUCUAUUCUGAUGCUGCUGAAUCGUGGGCAAUUUUAAUUAUCACAAAUAAGCAAUUUUAUGACAUAAGGCAUCCACCCUAACGAAGCAGAAAACAAAAACAAAAAAACAUAUGCUUUGUCUUCCCAUCUAGAUCUUAACCUACAUGGACAAUAAUGUGGUCUCCAAAGGUCCUCCUGAGUUGAUGAAACGUGUGGCUUUCACAGCUGGCAAUCCUAACAAUGGAGAUGCCUCUAUAACUAUCUCAUACCUUGAGGCCAAAGAUUCUGGAACCUAUGGGUGUAAAGUGAAGAAGUAUCCUGGAUUAGCAUCAAGAAAGGUCACCUUAAUUGUGCAAGGUAAAGUUGGCCCCAAAGUCUGUUACUACACACAGAUGUAAGGUUGAAGAAUAACAGAUGAAUUUGAACCAUAUUUAGUAGCUGUGUUCAUCCUUAAUUAUGUCUUUAUUCAGUUCCUCCGUCCAAUCCUCGUUGUUUGAUUGAAGGCGAUCAGACCCAAGGGAAAGAUGUGACGCUAAUGUGCAGAGCAGAAGGUGCAUCUACUCCACUCAGUUUCAGCUGGGAAAAGACUAGUGGAGCUGCCAACCCUACAACUCCAGCGCUAAACAUGGGUAGGUAGCAUUGCACAUUGUAGAAUAAUUGUAAGAAAUGAGAAGGUUAAUGCAUGAGGCCAAGGUUAAUGUAUAAUCAAAGUAAUACACUAAAUAAAUAACCUGCACUCCCAUUGUAGAUGUAUAAAAAAAAAUAAGCUUUAUUACAUUCUCAAAAAUAUAAGAAUAAACUGAAUAAUUGUAUACACCCCUAGUAACACAUUUCAUAAAUCAGAAAACAUUAUGCAUGUAAUUAGUCUAUAUACACAGUAUUCACAGUAGGCAAACAGGUAUUUCAUACAGAUUUACAUACACAAAAGCAAAAUAAUAUAAAGAAAAAUCAUGUAGUCAAAAAUGCAAAGCAAAAAAAUAUUAGUAAUCAGGGGGUACCACAGACACCCAACAUUUCAGCACAGGAGGCCUUUGUCAAGGGUGAAUGAGAGUCACUACCAGAUAGGUAUAUAUAGACAUACACAAAGGCAUUUUUUAUUUUUUAUUAUAUUUAUAUGAAAUAUCUGUUUGGUUACUGUGAAUACUAUGUAUAUAGAUUAAUUUUCUGAUUUAUCAAUUGUGCAACUACGCGUGUAUAGAGAUUAUUUCUGUUUAUCCUUACAUUUUUUGAUAAUGUAAUCAAGCUUAAUUUUUAUACUUCUACAAUAGGAUUGCAGGUUAUUUAUUUAGUGUAAUUGUAAGAAAAGUGUCACGGGUGACGGUCCGGAGACCGGGACCCUGUAUGCCCGAUGAUGAGAGUCUCAGCGUGGAAAUGGACAAUCAGGGUCUGGUGCAGGGUUACCACACACCCCCUGGUGUUGGGCACCAUGGUUUGUGCGGCCACAUACAAAGGCCCUGAUGCAGCUUAGCAGAAGCCAGGAGCUGAUAUUAAGCAGAUAAGUAUCCAGUACUAGAAACAAGGUAAGACUAGAACAGGCACCAAACAAGAAAACAAGACAAGACUAGAAGAACCCAAAAUUGGAUAAGGACAGAAAACAGAACCCAAAACAUGUACAUAAUACAUGAGGGAAACAUGAACAGGACAGGAGUGGACAUGAACUGGGAAUACAAGACAAUCUAAAACAAGACAAGAGAUACAAAGCAAAACAAGAGGAGACAUAACUAAGUACUAUAUAUGUAAAACAUUGGAGACUUAGACAUACAUACAUGGCCAAGAUGUAUGCAGCCCACCACUGCGCCAAAGUACUCCAAUUACCUAGAUAUGCAUGACUAAAAAAACAAUAAUAAAACACACACAGCACUUACCUGCAAAGAAAGGAGCAGAUGAAACAAGACGACUGCUUGCAGGAACAAAAAGGAUUAAUUGGCAAAGGAAUGGGUGUGGCAACAAAAAACAAACAUUUAAAGGAAUCCAGGAGACUUGGAAUUCCAGGAACGGAAUAAAGGAAUGAACCCAGAAAACCCAACAUAAAGAAAACCAGAAAAAACAAGAAAAACUAAACAAGAAUUGUAAAAAGAGUACUGGAUACCAGAAGCCAAGGCCAGACAUCUGCGCAGAACGGAACAGGACGUAACAAAAAGGUAUUGCUCUGAAAUGUGUAAUACAGGUGUUCAGGAAAAUUGGAAAUAUUUGACGCUGGUAGCAAGUCUUAGAUUAUAACAUUAACAUAUGGUUGCACAGAAACAUAUUUGUCACACAGGCCAAGUUUUAACUUUCAUUUGAUUUGAAAACCGAAAUUUAGUUACCUGGCUUAACCUUCAUGGCAGAGAUGACCAGUUGGCAGAGAUAUCAAUAUAUCUGCUUCUUUCACCAAUUUAAUGUCUGUAAAUGUCCUGAAAAUGACAGCCUUCCCUUCCAAACAAUUAAUUCAACUUUCAUACCAUGGAGGAGAGUGAAUGGUUACUCUCACACGCCUCUUAGCAUUAAAGAGAUUGCUAUUGCUAACUUUUCAAAUACUUUUAUUUAAAAAAAAAACAAAAAAAAAAACAUUUGCUUUAACUGAACUUGCUCUAUGCAGACAUUAUGCUCAAAUACAGACAUUAAUCUUUACAUUACAAGUACAAGCAGGGUAUUUGACCAUUUUUAUUGAUCUAUUUUUGUCACACGUACUGUAUGUGAGAAUAACUGUAUUUUUUUUGGUUUAUACUAAUAAUUUAGGUCCUGUGUAAAAUAAUGGAAGAUAAAAUAUAGUUUAUACUUUUUUAAAGGUUUUCCUCAAUCUUUCUUUACAGGAUGAAUACAUUAAAAACACAAAUUGCACACUUUUGCAUAAUUUAGAUUUCUACGUUUGUGCGAACAGCUAUCUAUACACAAGAUUGCCGGUUUAUUAUAAUCUUUAUGUGAUAGCUAUACGUUUCAUGUGUCAAGUCAAUGUCGUGCAAAUAUGUUUUUCAUACAAAAAUUGCUAGGUCACAGAGGGAUAAAAUGAGCAACACAUGGAAAAAAACUAAAUUGGAAUCCUGGCAGUUGUAUUAUAUAAUAUUUGUGUCCCCUUGCUGAGGAAAGAGGGCAUUAAGAAGGGUGGAGAGAGGCAGUAGUCUGGACAGACAGAUCUCUGGAAAUGGGUAAAAAACCAGCCAAGGAGAGGGACAUUUUCUGACGUGGAGAAAAAGCACUGCUUGUAGUGGGGUAGAAAAGAGAAUAGCCAAAAUAAAUAGAUGGGUGGGCAAUCAAGAGAGGAGAAGAGUAAUUAGAAAAUAGUAUUUUCAUGUCUGUAUAGCAAGAGUCUGUGUUUUCUUAAAUUUUUUAAAUUAGCAAUGAAAACCAAAAAUGUCAGAGCAGUCCAAAUAGUUUGCAUGUGUGUUUUGCCACCAUGAACCUUAUAAGAAUCAGUUUUGUCUAGAAUCUACAUGAAUGGUUCUGAUAUCGGUAUCCUUGGAACCUCUAUGGCCCAGGAAAUAGGGAUUACCAAAGUCUACUUCAAUCUAGAUAUUUCCGAGGACUUUUAUUUAAACCUAGCAUGGGUUUCAAUGUUGGCAGAAGAUAUACAGGUGUCCUUUGAGCUAGUCGAUCUAAACAAAGUUUGCACAGUAUGGUAUUACCGCCAUUUACUUGAUAAGUUUAAAAAUACAUAAGCUUUGGUCUGAUGUUCUAUUUUACAACACUGCAGCUGGAGUCACCGGGGACCUUCUUAUCAAGAAUCUCUCCCAAGCAUAUGCCGGGACGUACCAGUGCUCUGUGGGGAACACAGUGGGCGUAGGACGUUGUUCAGUAGAACUCACUGUUUCAUCAAGUAAGUCAGCGCCUACCUACUAUGGUUCCUCACAAUUAAUCAUCCACAGUACAAAACACUAAGUUUUGAGUUUAGAAGUACAUGGUCAUAUCUGAGGUAAUGGUUGUGCCACACAUGAAAAGCCAAUUUUUGAUUAGCUGUGUAUAAUUUCAAACCUAUUUUUUUUUUUUUUUUACAAAAUGAAGUAAAAGAAAUGUACUGGCAGCAGCAAUUUGGCAUUUAAGUGGUAUCCACUGAGGUGGGUAUACUUCUGUUGCACUACGGGUGCCCAAAAGGGAGAUCCCAAGAUGUUGUAGAACUACAACGCCAUGAUGCUUUGCAAGCCUGCAUUUAGAAUGACAAAGCAUUAUGGAAGAUGCUGUUUUAAAACAUUUGGGCAUCUACCUUUUGGGCACCCCUGUGUUACACCACAUUAGAAAUAAAAAUAUAAAGAACUGAAAGUUAUGCCACAUGACUAGGUCACUAGGCUCUAAGCACCAAUACAGCUUUAGCAUAAUAAAGCAGAUUUAGUGUAUAGACUCAUUGCUCAAUUCUCAGGUAUUUAGGAGAUAAGUCACUUUGUUUAUGAAGCCCUAGCCACAGCUCCCCUGGCUGUGAAUGACACUGCUGUAAGAUCUGAUUAAAAACAAAAUCAUUUCUUUCAUGGAGGCACAGUGUGUUAACCUUAGAAGUUAUUAUCACGCUCAGUCAAUCAAACUCUAAUUGAGCAGUUUGACUGCAGACAUGAUCUAUAAUAUUGCUGUUUAUGGAGCUGUGUAGAAAAUAUUUUCAUUUUUUUACCACCUCUUUCUAUCCCUUUGGUUAAUGUGUUGUUACCCUGUAACUAUUCUACAAAUUGUGAUAUCAGCUUUUAUUCCUAUAUUAAGUAGGAUACUACCAGAUACAGGCAUACCUUGCUAAAAGGCAGGCUAGUCCCAAACCACCGUCAUUAAGCAAAUAUUCCCCAUUUGCUAGAACAUAUUAAACCCUGAAAACGUGUUUACACUAUCAUACAUUAUUAAUUGCAUAAUAGCGCUAGACAAAAGAAAAAAAAUGUAAAAGUAAAAAUAACAAUAGUAAAAAAUAUUGCCAACCUUAAAAUAAUGGAGAUAGUGAAGAUUAAUCAUCUGAAUGAAAUUGAAAAGUGCCGUUCCAUAGAGUGAAGUACUACUGCAAGGUUGAGGUAUGCUACCAAAGAAAGAUGUCAGACAAAAACAUAGCUCUACUGAAAAUAUGUGUCUUCUGCUUGUAAGUGUUGAAAUUUUCAAAAAUAGUUUUUUUUUUAAAUCCGGUAAUGGCAAAGACAGAUCAUACUUCAAGUGGGAUUUUCACAAAAUAACUGCAGCAGUGACAAUAAAAGACAAAACGAGAAACAAUUCAGCAAGUAACUUGCAUUUUAACCACCGAACAGUGCCCUUUUAUAAGCAAUGCAGAAAAUAAUCAGUCUUUGAGACCCAGAUGCCCUAGAAAUCAUCUUACUUUUUAAUAAUGGCAUUCUCACGCCUCAAAAGAACUAAACUUCAUAAAAUAAACUAAGUUUGAAAAAAUGACAACUAUUGCAAUUACUAUUAAGUAAAAUAUGCACACAUUCACUAAACAAUACAUUUUAGUAAAUUAACAAGUGAUUUUCAAAAUUUAGGCAGAUAAAAAAAAUAAUAAUAAAAAUCUCCAUUUUAGCUACAGCAUAAUUUCAGCACAGUUUGUCUACACAUUAGUACGCGUUGAUUCAUUCUAUAGUCUAUAAAUUCUACAGGGAACAGAACAGGACAGGGGAUAUAAAAAAGAAAAAAGAAAUCCGAGAUGAAAAAUAGUUUAGUUGGAUAAUUUUUCCUAAUUUCCUUACUUUUAUUUAAAAUGUUAAAUUCCGUAACAAAUUCUGAACAAUUCCUGAUUUAGAGAAUAACAUCAACAGUGUCAAAGUAGUGCAAUGCAAAACUAUGAAAUUGGAAUAUUUCAAUGAGAAAUGUAGAAAGGCUCAUCAGCCCCAUCUGGUGUUCUGAAAUGAUAAAACAAUUUUAAAUAGCUAAGUGACAGUCCAUUCUGUAGGUUAGAUUGCAGAGGUCAUUAUGAGUGGUUUACUGUUGCUAAUUUUGGAAGAGAAAAUGGCAUAGUAAAGUUUUGUUGAACUUUAGGAGCAGGCUUUUCACCCUUCCUAACUCUGCCCACUCAGCCCUAACUUCCACUGUCCACACAUCGCAACUCUCAUUGUACUUACCACUCACCCCACUAUCAUAUAAUUUCUCCUUCACCUCAACUCCUACUGUACUUCCAAUGCCCAAAAUUACCACUAUCGUGCCACCUCUCACUCCUUCCGAUGUCCCUUUGUCCUGACUAACCCCUUCCCCCUCCAGCUCCUAACUCACCUAAUCCCACUAAGCUGACACUGCCAUCUCCACUCUAACUCACACAUAUCCCAACUCUUCAUACACCUUACACUCUAACUCCCAUUACUUAUAUCAACCACUGUCCACCUCUUGCAUAAAGUUUAGUUUUAUGUAAAACAUUUGUCAAAAGGGUCAGAGAGCAAACCUCUGCUUUCACACACCAGUCUCUCUCACAGGGACUUCAGCAUUCACAUGCACUUCACACCGCCAGACCCACACAUUCACAUGCACAGACACUUUACACAGCAGAACAACACAUUCACAUGCACAGGCACUUCACACAGCAAGACCCACACAUUCACAUGCACAGACACUUCACACAGCUAGACCCACACAUUCACAUGCACAGACACUUCACACAGCUAGACCCACACAUUCACAUGCACAGACACUUCACACAGCUAGACCCACACAUUCACAUGCACAGACACUUCACACAGCUAGACCCACACAUUCACAUGCACAGACACUUCACACAGCUAGACCCACACAUUCACAUGCACAGACACUUCACACAGCUAGACCCACACAUUCACAUGCACAGACACUUCACACAGCUAGACCCACACAUUCACAUGCACAGACACUUCACACAGCUAGACCCACACAUUCACAUGCACAGACACUUCACACAGCUAGACCCACAUAUUCACAUGCACAGACACUUUACACAGCAGACCCACGCAUUCACAUGCACAGACACUUCAUAGAGAUAAACCCACACAUUCACAUGCACAGAUACGUUUUAUGGAAAAAUCAUUGUUUACUGACCCUGGUUGCAGGUACAUGUUUGACCAAUACUAAAGGUUGUGCGCUUGCUCUUUUGUGAUUGCUAGUAACUUUAAGACCUGGCUAGUAGUGCUUUAAGAUACAAGAAACACGUUCUAUAACAACAUAGCAAAGACAUAAUAAAAAACAUUUCAAAAUCCAAGCUCUGGGUGAAAUGUAACUGUGGUGGGAAUACUUUUAUAGAAUGGAAUAAAAGUAAAUGAAAGUGUGAACUCACAGAUAUCCUGCAAAUGACAGUAUCUCUCUUACCUCUAUAUUAGGCAACCGUGCUGCCAUAAUAGCUGGGGCCGUUAUAGGGGCAAUUCUGCUUCUACUGCUCCUGCUUCUGCUCAUCUGGUGCCUCAUCUGUUGCUGUAACAAGAGGCGCUAUGAAAAGGAACUCGCCAAUGAUAUCAGGUAAUGGACAGCGACUACCUAUAUAUUUUCUAGUUAAUCUUAUGGGGUAAUGGUUUUAAUACUCUUACCCAUUAUUAAUUCGUAAACGUAUUGGUAAUGAGUAGAGACAAUCCUGGGCGGGUGCACUGCAACCAGAUGCCAGAAGGGGGGCUGAGAGGAACUUUUCGCAAGAACAUUAAAUGUGUGAGUGUGUGUCUGUCAGUGGAUUUUCUGUGCCUCUCAGUGAGUGUGUUUCAAGUCAGUGAAAGUGUGUGUGUCAUUGAGUGUGUGUCAAAUCAGUGAGAAUGUGUGACUGUCAUUGAGUGUGUGUGUGACUGUCAGCAUGAGUGUGUCCGUCAGUGAGUGUGUUUCAAAUCUGAGAGUGUGUCUGUCAUUGAGAGUGUGUCUGUUAAUGUUUGUCAAAUCAUAGAGUGUGUGUGUGUCUGUCUGUCAGUGAGAAUGUGUCUGAUUACAAAAAGGGUUGGGGCUUACAGAUGGAGAGGUGGAGUUGCCGUUGCCAUAGAAACAUGCAUUUCUGUACUGGAGAUUUCCAAUGAGGAGGACACCUGGGGACACAAAAAAAUCUGCACCCAGGCAUCUGCUCUCGAACGUCUGGAUGGCCUAGAGAAGGGCCUGAGAGCUAGACUCUUGCCCGGAGGCUACAGGCACUGAUGUUAUGGAUCCCAUAGAGACAGUCUGGCAGCCUACAACAGUCAGAACACUAGCCUGACUAGUACAUAGACACUGUUUUGUGCAAUGCAAAAUAUAUAAAGAGACAGAUGCGGGCCAGUAUAUUACACCUUAUAGCAAAGAAAUGCUCUCAUUUCCAUGCUUCCUUUAUCUAAUACCAUCAAAUUCGUCUUCAGCACCAUACCUAAAGCAAUCACCUAGGGCUGGGGUUGGGGUUAGACUGAAACUCUUGUCUAAGAGGAGUCAAUGUAUGGACAAAUAAAUGAACAUACACAAGGUUCUCCAUUGUCUAGUUUGGAACACAGAGGAGACAUUCUAAAAUGUAUCCAUAGUUGUAUCUGUUAACCUAUCAAGUCCAAGAUUAGAAAUUACAUGGUCAGGUUCAAAUGAAACUUCUAUAAAUUAUUAAAGUAAGGCUGGAGGCCCUUAAUAUAGUUAUAGUUAAUAGGGAUAUGCGAUUUUAAUGUAAUCAAUUUAACUUCUUAUAUCUACAGAGAGGAUGUUGGUGCUCCUCCAAGUAACACAAACAGCCGUGUCAGCAGUGUCCGUACUGCUGCUGGGUACCGACCUCACCACAUCAGUUAUUCCUUACGAAGAGUCUACAGUGCGGCACACAAAGAGGAACCUAAGCCUCCAUCCCAAACCAGCAGUGAACUCAUUAAACCCAAGUUUGAGAGCUAUACUCCAUCUCCUGAACCACUCAUAGUCCUUCCAGAGUACGGACGUAACACACCAUCUCCGCAACCAUUGGUUGUCCUUCCAGAGUCCACACGUCACACACCUUAUAACAUCCAGAGAGUAGGGGGAGUUGCAGUGAUGGUACCUGCGCAAACGCGAGAGGGAUUUGUGGUUUAACAACGGAAGGCAGCAGAGCUAAUAAAAAAAAAACUUGGACUAAAAUGUAUAUAAACCUACCAAUCCAUCAAGACUUUGUACAAUAUGUUCAGAUUACAUAUGGGCCAGUGGUGUAUAGUACUUUCAUAUUGCUUAUGGUUUUUGUAAAUAUGUUAUAAGAACAUAACCGGCUUCUGUCGUCCUGUAUAGAAAUAUUAAAAUGUUUUCAAUGCCUUUCAAACGGACAGGUAUAUGGACCUUUCACCUGAAGUGGGAAGAAAUAACAUACACAUACUGCCUUUUAGUGACUUACGAUAACAACAGAAAGACUUCUGGGAUAGAACCAGAGUCUCCAUCUUGAAUCCUGGGGGAAGGGAGCAGCAGUGUUUAAAUUUUACCUCAAGACAUGGGUACAUGUUAUUGUUUCUGAACUUUACAAUUUAACCCUUAACAAACCCACAGUGUGGCAAGACUUCUCAACUCGUGAACGCGGGCAGUGGUGUUGGUGGUGGGGGUUAGUUUGACAAAAAUUUAAUUGGUUUGUUUACUAAACAGUAAAUUACGGUGUAUGGCUCUAGGGCAAUAUAGAGGAGUCCUGAGAGAAGGCUUUCACUCGAGCUUCACUUCAAUUUUGCAAAAUGUUUGAGUAACUCCCUUUUACUCGUCCAGAAAAAUAAACUCCAAUUUUUAAAAGUUACUUUUAUUUUCUACUUUUGAGUAAAUAUUUAAUAUUCAUUAAAAUAAAUUUGCAAUAAACUUUUAUAUUAAAAAAAUGGUUUGUGUCACAGUCUACUUUUUAUUUUAUUAAAACAUUUUACAACAGUAUAAUAUUCUGGUAUUCAGAAUCACCCCUUCAGUAAUGUUUUACAUUUUUUGCAAAAACAAUAAAUAAAUAAAAUAGAAAAAAAAAAUAAAACAACAAAAGCCUUGAACCAUUUAGUGUUGACCUUUAUCUUAGAAAUGUAAACUCUAUGCCAAUAAAUCAGUUCACAACAAUUGCAGUCCUGUGGAGUAAAAUACAUUUAUAAAAAAAAACAUCGAAGUAUAUGGUUGCAUUAUAUUAGGCAAAUGGCAUAUUGUCUUGUGCUGCUGGUCAUUUCAACAAAUCUAAACAAAAUCUAUUGUUUUUCCUUUUAUUUUGCAAUGUGGAAGUAGUGCCAAAAUCUGCACACAGGCUAUCAAGUUCCAGUAUGGGAUGCAAUAACAAUAGGUCAGGAAUGUGGAGCUCAAUGCAUUACUCCAGAGCUUGUACUAAUAUAUAUUUUUAAUAUAAUAUGCCCUACUGGGCAUUAGUACUUGGCCCCUAACAGAAUCAACAAACAUUACAGAUUAAAACAGAUUGAAAUCAGAAUCAGAUCAGUCCUCAGAGUCACAGCCCCAGUCCUGCGGUUGGAAGCUUAACACAAUUUUCAUGUAGUUACAGCCUAAGUGUUUUAAUAAAACUAUUAGUGACAGGCAGCACAGUGCUAUGUGUCAGAUAUGCCCCACUCCCUUUGUCAUCCCAUGGCUUAUCUGGUUUUAUAUCUAUUAAUUAUACAUUUUAGUAAAUUGUCUUAAUCAGCUUUCAUGCAGUCACUAAGGCUUUUUUUUUUAUUCUUAUAUUUAUUAUUAGCUUUUUAAAUAUACAAAAAUGAACAUGUACAUAUCGUCAAAAAUACAAUAACUGACAUCCUAACAAUCUCAGUGCUAUUAUAGUUUAAGUCAUACAUUGAUAUAUCUGCUUUAAAAUCAACACUUUCGAAGACAUCAACAAACAUUAAAAAUAAAACAAAAAGGACGAUGGUCAGUAUUCAAAGACAGAAAAUAAAAAUACUUCCAAAGUAUAAAUCUUCCCAAUACACGCCAUAGAUAUAUACCAUAAUUUUAACUUUAAUCUGGCGUUUAUAAAUCGAGAUCCUAUUGUGGGGAGAGGUAGAGAAAGGUGUGUGUGUGUGUGGGGGGGUUCUUAAAAAAAGAAAUACAAAACACAAGAUACAUAGAUAAGAAAAACGCCCAGGGAAUUCUCCAGGAGAGAAAAAAAACAAAAAACAUAGACAUAAGACUCAGAGUUGUGCUUUAUGUCUCUUUGAUAUAAUUAUUCCAUAUAUUCCAUCCAUAGUUAGUUGUAAGGGAGAUCUCUCUCUCCAUCCUUAAUUGAAAAAGAGAUUUGGGUUCUUAAUAUUUCCCACGUUGGAGGCUCACUCUGCCUCCAGAGCUUUACAAUACUUUUUUUUGCAGAUAUCAGAAUGUCAGUUGUUAUAUAUCUAUCCCCCAGAGACAAUUGAGGCCAUCCUAGAUGUAACAAAGCUGUUUGGGGAGAGAAUGUCAAGGGGAUACCCGUAAUAUUCUCUAAAAUGUUAUUUGUUAAUUUCCAAAAGGCUUUUAACUUCUUACAGUUCCACCAGAUAUGAGUAUAAGAACCUUCUGCAUGGCUACAACACCAGCAGAAAGUAGAAUAUGGAUGCACCAUCUUGUUGCUAUUCUUUGGAACUAGAUGCCAUCUGGUCAAUAUCUUAUAUUGUAAUUAUAUUGUAACUCAAUAGGAUUAAGGCAAUGUAUGAAUUUCUUAGCUUCUGGUAUAAUCUUAUACCAGUCCAAAGCUAUGAUCUCUAUUUCUAGGUCUAUUUCCCAUUUAUUUAUUAUGUUUUUAACUGGAUCUGUUUUAAUAGACAUUCCAAACCCGGAAUUUCAUUGUCUUUUUUUGCAUAUAUAUUUUCGAAGAUAACUUUUAAUUCUAAGGUAACGGAAAACUUAUUUUGCGGGAAUAUGGUAUUCAGAGACUAUUUCUUGAAAAGAUUUAAUAUGAGAGCCAUUUAAGAUAUCAGAAAAAAAUCUUUAUGCCAUUCUCUUUCCAGGUACAUAGAUUCAACUCUUCCAUGUUAUAUUCUAAGAGGUUAAUAUUACUCUUACAACGAAAAGUAUUCUCCCAUGGCAAAUUAUAUUGUAUUUUAAAUUUAGACCAAAAUUUUAGAAUUUGAUAACUAAGACUGUUUUUGCCUCCAUUGUUGGCUGGAAUCCUAUCUAUGCCCAAUCUUUUAAGAUCAAUCCACAGGAGAAGGGAGAGGUCCGAUAUCUCCAACAUAUAUUUUUCUAUAUCCUGCCAAGAAUCUUUUGAAACUAUUUUGAACCAUUUAUUAAUAUGCUUAAGGAUAGCUGUGUCAUGGUACCUUUUAAUGUUAGGGAUUGCUAGCCCUCCUUUAUCUAUACUUUUCUCUAAAAUCUAAAGGCUUUUGUGGGAGAGAAAAAUAUUUUAUACACUCACAUUUGGCAGGGAUCAGGAACUCCUGCUGCUGUGCUCUAUCUGUUACUCCCAAGGUGGCUUCCUCCUUCUCUCUUCUGGGCACUGUAACCCACCCCCUGGUGCUACCAGUCAAUCAUGGCCCCCGAAUAGAGAUGCCAAUAGCAUGCCUCCAACUCAUGGGCAGCUGACUCUGCAGCCUGAAUGGCAAAUCAAUGGAAAUUCCUACAAUUACUUCUUAAAGGAGACUAGGCAUGUGCAAAACCUGUUGAAAUAGGGCAGAUUUACUACAGUAUUAACAGUAAGGAAUUCAAAGGGGAUUUAACAUUUUCAGUCUGCCAUGUUUUCAGUUUAGUUAUUUUAGCCUAAAAUGUGAACUUUCUAUGAAUUCAUGACAAUUCACACCUUGGUAACUAACAGUGUAAAUGAUUGCAAACAUAAAAACAAGUCCAUUAAAGGGGACAAUCCAGACCCCUAGAGCACCUUCCUGAAGUACUUUAUGUGUGAAGAGUGUGUACUCUUUUUUCCCCCCAUCUUCUCCGAUGUUGACCAUGGGGGCAACCGAAUACAGCACACGCAUUAGUCCCUCCCAUAGAAAAGCAGUGAAUAAAUGCUUUCCAUGCUUUCCUAUAGGUGAUUGAAGCAAAGUGUGAGGACGUCCAGCGUCAUUUCACAUGGUUAAACUCUAUGAAUCCCUAGGAAGUGCCUCGGGUGUCUUUCUGGAAGACAACCACUAGAGGCAGUCUUAACCCUUAACUGCAAUGUUUUCCGUUUCAGGGUUGAGAGGACGGGGACACUGCACCCAGACAACUUCAAUGAUAUGAAGUGGUCUGGGUGCCUAUAGUGUCCCUUUAAGGAUUAUUCAAUUAAGUCAGCAUUGCCGAGAAUUUAAAGUAAAUCACAAACUUUAGCACAAAGUAGUGAAAUUAUAACAAUUCAGCAAGUCUAUUCUGUUUUCAAUUUCAGGAUUCUGAAAUGUUAUUCUCCCUUUGAAUUCCUGACGGUUCUCAUAUGAGUGAAUAACACUGUAUUCGUUCUAAUCUGUUUUGUUUUUCUUUUAUUUGAAGCAUUGGGUUUCCCAAACCUCGGAUUUAUGUAUUGGAAGCAUCAUUUUUAACCCAAGCUUUCAUCUCCAGUUAUUCUGGUGUGAAAUCGCCUGAUUCUUACUUCUCACAAGCUAAAAGGGAUACUGUAAGAACCAUAACUACUACAAUGCACUGUAGUGGUUACGGUAAGAGGAGUCCUUGAAUCUGUGGAAGGGUGAGCUGUAUUCUGCAUUAGUAAACCAACUUUGGAUAGUAUUUAUUGGUUGAGGAGCGUCAGCUGAUGGUCUCAGCAAGCGAAUCAUGCUGGGGGUUGUUUGGAAGGAGCAACGAGGAAGAGACAGGAGAGACACUUCCAAGGGGAAAUGAGGACCUGGAGAAAGAGAAACACCCAAACUGCCAAUUCUCCAGUUUAACCUUUAGAAAAUUUUCCCCUAAAUGUAUAUUUAAAAUAUGAAUAAAGAAUAUCUUAAAAUUAUACCUACACAUGAAAACGGUGUGGGCAAACAAUCAUAAUUAUUAUUAAUAUUUAUAAUAUGAAUGUAUUUAAUAAAAGAGGGUAAUAAAUUCAGCAAUCACUUUGGAUCCCUAGAACAAUGAUACAUUCAAUGCAAUAAAUUAGCAUUUAAAUUACUAGACCAAAUUUGCAAUUUGGAUUUUGAGUUGCUUUGAGCCCUGAGAUAUCCUGCGUGGAAUACACCAUUUAUCUUCUUCACAAUAUAAUAUUCAGAUUCGGGUGAUACUUUUGUAGGCUCCUCAGACGUUCUAUUGAUUCCAUGUUAAAGUCAUUCGUGUCCAGUCU